This is a messenger RNA of Penicillium diatomitis, 1515 nucleotides long. RefSeq lists its product as uncharacterized. Gene Ontology annotation, cellular component: nucleus; chromatin. Gene Ontology annotation, biological process: regulation of DNA-templated transcription. Gene Ontology annotation, molecular function: histone H3K36 methyltransferase activity; protein binding. The transcript is spliced from 3 exons. The record is from RefSeq and is a predicted model, not a curated record. Lineage: Eukaryota; Fungi; Ascomycota; Eurotiomycetes; Eurotiales; Aspergillaceae. Bases 1 to 1515 code for a protein of 504 amino acids.
AUGCCAAUGUUCGGUGGCUCUCGAAUGAUCGAAAAUGGCAGAGACUAUGUGCUACCAUUUGAUGUAUUCUCUCCACUUCCACCGGGUCAGCCGAAACCUGAUGAAUGGCGCAAAACCAACAAAAAUGUUUUUGUUGGAGAUGCAGCUAGUGAGUGGAAAGCAAACAAGAAGUUGGAAUUGUCCACUUGCAUGUGUGAAGAGGACACAGGCUGCGACGAGAACUGUCAAAACCGGUACAUGUUCUAUGAAUGCGACAGCGGCAACUGUAGACUCGGCCCGGAAUGUGGAAAUCGCAACUUCAGCGAGCUCAAGCACAGGACAAAGGCCGGUGGCAAGUACAACAUCGGCGUCGAGGUGAUCAAGACCUCCGAUCGUGGGUACGGUGUUCGGAGUAAUAGGACUUUUGAGCCGAACCAAAUCAUCGUGGAGUACACCGGAGAAAUCAUCACGCAGUUUGAGUGUGAGAGGCGAAUGCGAACGGUGUACAAAAAGAAUGAGGUGGGCUUCCCUCUGCUCUUCCACUUUUCUUACGAAUGCUUACCAAACUUUUCGCUUCAGUGCUACUACCUCAUGUACUUUGAUCAGAACAUGAUCAUCGAUGCUACCAGAGGAUCAAUCGCUCGCUUCGUGAACCAUUCCUGUGAGCCAAACUGCCGCAUGGAAAAGUGGACUGUUGCUGGUAAACCACGCAUGGCUCUAUUCGCGGGUGAUCGUGGCAUCAUGACCGGUGAGGAACUGAGUUACGAUUACAACUUUGAUCCCUACUCGCUCAAGAAUGUCCAGCAGUGUCGCUGCGGCUCAGAGAAUUGCCGAGGCAUCCUCGGACCUCGUCCAAAAGACAAAGACCAGCGAGCAAAAAUGGAAGAAAAGGCACAGGCUGAGAAGGAGGUCAAGAAACCAGCAGGGAAGAAGCGCAAGCUGGCAGAUGCCGAAAGCGCAGAUUCGCAGAAAGGAAAGAAGCGCAAGAUUCUCAACGCCAAAUCGAUCAAGGCUGGGGUCAAAAAGGUCGUAGCCAAAGCCACCGCACGCGGGAAGACGGGCUCCAAGAAAACAGUCAAGUCUGCGACAACAACGAAGUCGAAGGCCAAAAAGACCGUGACUUUGCCCAAGGUCAAGGUCGCAUCCAGAGUCAAGGCUACUGUUGCGAAUGCAUCUCAAUCAAAGGGAAAGGCCGCCAAGACAAAAGUAACUGCGGCCUCCUCUUCGAAAGGUUCAUCGGUUCUCAAGCGCCCUUCCCUCGAGACCAAGAAGAAAAUCCUGGCGCGAGCGAAGGGCACCGGUCGCGCUUCACCGAAGAAGUCGCCUGCAAAGAUCAAGAAAGGCGACGCGAAAUCACCUCGUAAGCCUGCUGGCAAAAAGGCGGCGGCAAAGAGUCCUGUGAAGCCUCGCGUGCCUCCUUCUAAGGUCAAGAAGAAUGGCACUGGUUUUGGCACCAAAGCACAGCGUACCAUAAAGGGCAGUGUGAAAAAGGCUACGAAGAGCGUGGUCCGCACUAUCAAGGGAAAGUCCUCUUGA